AUGACACGAUCGCUUGUCGGGGAGGACGCUAUGGAGGGCGCACCCGUGGCGCCGUAUCCGGCGGCUCCAGCACCGCUGGUUCCGGCUCUUUUUGUGCUGGGGGACUCCACAGUGGACUGCGGCACCAACAACUUCCUGUGGACGCUCGCCCGCGCCGACCGCCUGCCUUACGGUCGCGACUUCGAUACCCACCGGCCGACCGGAAGGUUCAGCAAUGGCCGCAUCAUCGUCGACUACCUCGGUAGCACGCAUCUCUACCGCUUCUUGAACAGGCAGGGUGGAAUGAUUCCUGAGGCCGCAUGAGCAGGGAUUUCUCGAUUUGUUCAAGAGACUUGAUGAUUCCCUCGGUGUGCUCUACUGGUUUUCUUACGCGAUCAAAUAAAUGCUUUAAGGAUAUCUUAGGGUGAUUGAGAUGAAGGCUUUCGGGGGGGCUUUUGUCGAGUUAUGAUUCACUGGACAGUGAAACUCUUUCUGAUCUGUAAUCCUUUGGUUUUCUUUAGCUGAGAUGAGGAUUUGACGACGUCUUUUGUUUCUUGUCUUAACUUUCCUUCCUCGUUCGACGUCAUUCAUUCUACUGUUCGUUUGAUUCCUGUCGGAUCUUAAAUUCUGGAGAGUGCUCAUUUCGAACUCGAGAUCUGGCCAUCUUCGGCUCUGAAUUCUCAACCCUGGCACGAUACGAUCAUAUCGGACGCUAACUUGCUGUAUCUUAUUGUCGUUCUGGAAAAGCUCUGCGCAUGGGCCUCCCAUUUGUCCCUCCAUUUUUAGGCCAGACCGGGAGGAUCGAGGACAUGAUCUAUGGCGUCAACUUCGCCUCUGCGGCAGCUGGAAUACUCUAUCCCAGUGGCUCUGAUCUUGUGAGAAGAAUCUCCUCUCAAUCUUCUGACGAGCAUCUGAUUGCUUCUCCGAAAUCAGUCCCAUUCAAUCUUGGAAUCACUGUUCUCGCCCCAAAUUUCAGGGCCAGCAUGUCUCCCUGACUCAGCAAAUACAGCAGGCCGCCGAUACUUUCCAGCAGGUUGCUCUAAAUCUGGGGGAAGAGGCCGCUUCCGACUUGAUCUCCAAGUCCGUGGUCUAUAUAUCCAUUGGCAGCAACGAUUUCAUCCACUACUACCUGCAAAAUCUGUCGAUGGUGCAGUCCCUCUACCAGCCCUGGGAAUUCAACCAGCUCUUGGUUUCCACAGUGAAACAGGAAUUGGAGGUACCCCCUGCCCUUCGCCCCAGCUCGCGCAGAUUCCUCCACCCUGCUUUGGCAAUGCUGCUCGCCCACAUUUCUGGUUAGAAGAUGGUCAUUAACCUAGAUGCCAUGCCCACUAAUCAGAAAAAGAUCUGGUUAGAAGAUGGUCGGUCAAUGAUCUCACAAUUCUUCAGAGUUCGAUUGUCAUCGAGCUGCAAUAUUGAAUUCGUCUGUAUAGUAUUCUUUAUUCAGCAAAAUCUGAGCUAACUCAGUGGUGGUCUCCUGUUCUUCAGCAAAAUCUAAUCGCUUCCGGUUCUUCUUCUUCCUCCUCAGAACCUGUACAGCGCUGGGGUGCGCAGGGUGGUUGUGAUGGGGCUGGCCCCCAUAGGGUGCGCGCCGCACUACCUGUGGCGGCGCAACAGCAGCGAGCCGGGCGACGGCUGCAUGGAGGAGGUGAACAACCUCGUGGUGGAAUUCAACCUCGCGCUGAGAUUCAUGGCCCACGAGCUCAACCUACGACUCCCCGACGCCACAUUUGUCUUCUGCGAUGCCUUCGAGGGCUCUAUGGACAUCCUCGCGAAUCGCCGGCUCUACGGUUCGACCGAAUCUACCUGAGAACCCUAAUUAAACAAACCUGUGGAGUCAACAACCUCCUUCGCCGUUGUUCUUCUUGGCAGGAUUUGAGACGACGACGGAAGCGUGCUGCGGACUGGGUAGGUACGGGGGCCUGGUAAUGUGCCUGGUGCCGGAGAUGGCCUGCCGGAACGCGUCGAGCCACGUGUGGUGGGACGAGUUCCACCCUACCGACGCGGUCAACGCCCUCAUGGCGGACAACGUCUGGUCCGGGGAGCACGUCCAGAUGUGUCAUCCCAUGAACCUGCAAGAUAUGAUCCUGCUGUGA
Molecule: messenger RNA, 2072 nt
Organism: Spirodela intermedia
Lineage: Eukaryota; Viridiplantae; Streptophyta; Magnoliopsida; Alismatales; Araceae
Source: the annotation of a GenBank genome assembly